AUGGGCUUACUCGGCAACCUCAUCAACGAAUUCACCCACCAAGGCCAGAGCAAUAGCGGCGGUCAGCAAGGUGGCUACAGUCAACAAUCUCAAGGCAACUACGGCGGUCCACAGCAGGGCUAUGGUGGCCCUCAACAAGGCUAUGGAGGCCAACAACAAGGAUACGGUGGUCCCCAGCAAGGAUAUGGAGGUCAACAGCAAGGCUACGGCGGCCCGCAACAAGGCUACAACUCUGGUCCUCAAGGCACACCUCAGGUGCCACCCCCAUGGCGUGCAGUCUGGGAUGACCGUGACAACCGAUGGCUGUUCAUAAACGACCAGAAUGGUGAACGCACCUUCGAACAUCCCGGUCGCACUGGCGGGUAUGGCGGUGGGUAUGGCAGCAGCUACAACCAAGGUCCUCCCCAGGGCCAGGGCCAAUACGGCGGCUACGAGCAGCAACAACAGCAACCUCAACAUCAGAAGAAGAACCACAACGGAUUGGCCUACGGAGCUAUGGGUGCCGCAGCAGGCCUCGCUGGUGGUGCAUUACUCAUGCACGAGGGUCAUGAAGUCAAAGAGGACUGGGAGGAAGACAAGUACAGAGCUGAGGAGAAGUUCGACCGCUUCGAGAACCGUGUGGAAGACGCUCCUGAAGAUGCAGCCCGCUGGACAGGUCGCAAGGUCGGCGAAGUUGAAGACAUCCCCCAGGACAUCGAGAAUGAUUACGAUCGCAUGAAGUAUGGCGCAGAGAACAAGUGGGACAACGCUGUCCAGGACGUUGAGGAUGUGCCUGAGGAUGUUGCCGGCUUCGUUGGCGAGGGUGUUGGCAAGGUCGAAGGCUGGGGCGAUGAUGCCGACCGAUUCGGCGGCCGCAUGGACAACGCCUACGACCAAGGUAGAGAUGACGAGCGCUACGGCGAUGACAAUGACCGCUGGUAG
Messenger RNA from Aureobasidium pullulans EXF-150, 921 nucleotides. RefSeq lists its product as uncharacterized. The transcript has 2 exons. The record is from RefSeq and is a predicted model, not a curated record. Lineage: Eukaryota; Fungi; Ascomycota; Dothideomycetes; Dothideales; Saccotheciaceae. Gene Ontology annotation, molecular function: protein binding. The coding region runs from base 1 to 921 and encodes 306 amino acids.